AUGGUUUCCGUACGCCAAAUUCUUUUCACCCUCGCGGCUAGCACCGCCGUCUUCGCCCUUCCCACUCCCUCGGAGGUGGACGUCAAGUUCAGCAAGUUCCAAUCCAUUGGCCUCACAGUGCCCGGCGAUGUCAAGUCGACAUCCAAGCAGGCCGGCGCCAUGACCUACUACCUUCCAGGUCAGGGUGUCGGUAACGGAUUCGGCGCCUGUGGCAAGAAGGUCGACUUCACCCAGCCCAUCGUCGCCAUCUCUGGCUUCGACUACGGCCACCCCGCAAGCGGCAACCCCAACGACGCCGACAUCUGCGGCCACUGGAUCAAGAUCACAGGCCGGGAAUCCCAGAAGGUUACCUGGGCCCAGGUUGUUGACAAGUGCCCCGAGCUCGAGUGCCCACCUGGAUUCAUCGACGUGUCCGAGGUGGUUUUCAAGAACGUCGCUGCCGAUGGCACCACCACUGCUGGGCGCAUCCAGGUCGACUGGGAGUUUGUGGCUGGCAACGGUCUGUUGGAAUGA
Messenger RNA from Clonostachys rhizophaga, 513 nucleotides. Lineage: Eukaryota; Fungi; Ascomycota; Sordariomycetes; Hypocreales; Bionectriaceae. The record is from the annotation of a GenBank genome assembly.